GUAACUGCCGCUUACACUGAGCGACUCAUGGAAGGAGAGGAGUGAGCAGAAGAGGACUAACUAAAGGAAAUAACUAACGGAGACACAGCGAAAUGCCUCCAAAGAGGAAAAAUGAAAUUGCAAUUAGUGUUGAAGACGUUGGGAUGGAGGUUGAUGUUGUGUCAGACAGCGGAAGUGAAGAUGAGGCCAGAAGGAGAGCUAAGAACAGAAGAGUCAAACCCCAACGUAAAGCCAAACGGGUCAGCAGCGAUGAGGAGGAUGAAGAGGAUGAGGCACCAAGGAAAAGAGGACGAAAGAAGAAGGCAAAGCCCCGGGACAGCGAUGAAGACGAUGAGGAAGACAAGCGGACGAAGGAGGAGAGCGAUGAGGAGAGCGAAGAAGACAGAGGGAAGACGAAAAAGCGAGGGGCUGAUGAAGAAUCGCUCUCAGAGGGAGAGAUGGCAGCCCUAAAGGAGCAGGUAGAGGAGAAGAAGAAACUGAUCGCUACCUUAAGGAACAAACCCUGGCGCAUGAAGAGGAGACUCGUGCUGCUCAAAGAGGCGCAGGAGUUUGUUGAAACAUUUGAAGGAGCUCUUGGGAAGGGAAAAGGCAGGAAGCUGUAUGCAUACAAAGUCAUGAUGGCCAAGAAAGUAAUCAAGUUUAAACGUGACUUUGAGAACUUCAAAACAGCCUGCAUACCCUGGGAGAGGAAGAUAAAGGAAGUAGAAAGUCACUUUGGAUCAUCCGUGGCGUCCUACUUUAUUUUCCUGAGGUGGAUGUACGGUCUGAAUAUGGUCCUGUUUGGGCUCAUGUUUGGCCUGGUGGUGCUGCCUGAGAUUCUUAUGGGUCUUCCUUACGGCUCCAUUCCCAGGAAAACUGUGCCUCGAGAGGAGCAGGACACAGCCAUGGACUUCUCUGUGCUCAAUGACUUUGGAGGCUACUGCAAAUACUCCUUUUUGUUCUACGGGUACUUCAACAACGAGCGAAGGAUCGGGCUGCUGCAGUUCAGACUCCCUCUUUCAUACCUGCUGGUGGGUGUUGGCAUCUUUGGAUACAGCCUGAUGGUUGUCAUAAGAACGAUGGCUCGUAACUCAAAUGAAGGAGGCGACGGUGCGGAGGAGGGAGAGUUCACUUUCAGCUGGAAGAUGUUCACCAGCUGGGACUACCUGAUAGGAAACCCAGAGACUGCAGACAAUAAGUACGCCUCCAUUACCACCAGCUUCAAGGAAUCCAUCGUGGAUGAACAGGAGAACCAGAAAGAUGAGAACAUCCAUCUCCGACGGUUCCUCAGGGUUCUGGCUAACUUCCUGAUCACCUGCAGCCUUGGGGGCAGCGGAUACCUCAUCUACUUUGUGGUGAAACGUUCUCAGGACUUUGCUAAAAUGGAAAAAGAAAAUCUCUCAUGGUUGGAAAAGAACGAGGUGGAGGUUGUGAUGUCUCUGUUGGGGCUGGUGUGUCCUCCUCUGUUUGAAACCAUCGCAGAAUUGGAAAAUUAUCACCCUCGUAUUGCCCUCAAGUGGCAACUGGGACGAAUCUUUGCUCUCUUCCUGGGAAACCUUUACACCUUCCUCUUCGCCCUGUUUGAUGAGGUUAAUGAAAAGUUGGAGACAGAGAAGUCCAUCAGGAAUGCCACUAUAUGGGCUUUGGAACAGUACUACGCCAACUACAGCUCCCAUUUCAACACGACAGAUGUGCCUCCUCCAAACGUGCAACCAGCUGACGUCAUCAGAGGACCCUGCUGGGAGAAUGCAGUGGGAAUAGGAUUUGUGAAGCUGAUCGUGUCGGACAUGCAGGUGACCUAUUUAACCAUCCUGGUUGGUGACUUUCUUCGUGCUGUUAUUGUCCGCUUUCUUAACUACUGCUGGUGCUGGGACCUGGAGGCCGGAUUUCCUUCAUACGGAGAGUUUGACAUCAGUGGAAACGUGCUGGGGCUUAUCUUCAAUCAAGGAAUGAUAUGGAUGGGAGCAUUUUACGCUCCAGGUCUGGUGGGUCUGAACGUUUUGCGUCUCCUGUCCUCGAUGUACUAUCAGUGCUGGGCAGUGAUGUGCUGUAACGUUCCCCAUGAGCGAGUUUUCAAGGCCUCGCGGUCCAACAACUUCUACAUGGGCCUGUUGCUACUCGUGCUGUUCCUCAGCCUGCUGCCUGUUGUCUACACCAUCAUGACCUUGUCCCCGUCAUUUGACUGCGGGCCAUUCAGUGGCCAGGAGAAGAUGUAUGACGUGGUCAUGGAGACGAUAGAACAGGAUCUGCCAUCUUUCAUAGCAAACAUUUUUACAUAUGCCACCAAUCCUGGACUCAUCAUGCCUGCUGUCCUCCUCAUGGUGUUGGCCCUCUACUACCUGAAUGCAGUGUCAAAAGGAUACCAACAAGCAAACAUAGACCUUAAAAGAAAGAUGAAAAUGGUCAGUAUGAGCGUUCUCUUGCAUGUUCCCUCUUUUUCCAAUAUUUCCCGUGUUCAGGAUCAAACUAAUGACUGUGCGGUUUAUUCGUGGACACUUUAGGCUCGAGACGAGGAGAAAAACCGACGGAACAACAAGGACAGCACUAAUGAAGUGAUGAAAGACUUGGAGGACCUGCUGCCCAACAAGUCUCUAAUACCGCCUCUCAUCGAGGAAGAGCGCACACCUGGUACACACACAC
This is a messenger RNA of Cottoperca gobio, 2619 nucleotides long. RefSeq names its product transmembrane channel-like protein 2-B. The record is from RefSeq and is a predicted model, not a curated record. The transcript is spliced from 19 exons. The coding region runs from base 93 to 2480 and encodes 795 amino acids. Gene Ontology annotation, cellular component: plasma membrane. Gene Ontology annotation, molecular function: mechanosensitive monoatomic ion channel activity. Gene Ontology annotation, biological process: vestibular reflex; detection of mechanical stimulus involved in sensory perception of sound. NCBI's taxonomy places the organism in Eukaryota, Metazoa, Chordata, Actinopteri, Perciformes, Bovichtidae.